Messenger RNA from Cladocopium goreaui, 2313 nucleotides. The record is from the annotation of a GenBank genome assembly. NCBI's taxonomy places the organism in Eukaryota, Dinophyceae, Suessiales, Symbiodiniaceae.
AUGGCCCCGAAACGCCGCCCUUUUUCGCAAUUGCAAUGGAAACAACGCAGCCGCAUCCUCGCGCAAGUGGUGUCCAUCUUCCAGGCACACUGCCUUUCCCUAGAUGAUGCGAACCUCUUGAUUGAGAAGGCGUUCCGCAAAUGUCAAUCGUUUUUACCUGGCCUGGCCUUGGAUAACCAGAUGUGUGCCCAGCUGCUUGGAGCAUUGGGCCGAGUUCGAUCUGCAGUCUUGGAGGGUCUUGGCAAUCAACAACUGAACACACCCAGGAUCUCAGUAGCUCAGUUGGACGCUGCUGUCUGCACUUUACCACUGACACACGAAAGAGUGAGACAAUGGGGUUACGACAUCAGUGUCCGAGCAUACACUUCAGCUCAAGCACAGCAGGUGCCUUGUCAAUCUUCUUCCUCGCGUAGUGCCGCGCACAAUGUUGGAGGUGAACAUUGUCGUCAUUUGGAACGCAGUCUGAUCCCCCAAGCCCUGCGCGAAACUGAAAAUGCUAAGCGCGACAUCUGCACCAUUUUCCCAAACUAUUUCCAGAAAUUCUAUGCCGCGGAAUCCACCAAGACCAUUAUGGAAGACACGGAUAAGUUCCCUUUCAUCAACUUGUUCCUCACGUACAUUGACAAUGAGAACCGCAAUGCCCGAGAAAACGCUUCACGCCGGGAAAUGCCUCAACGGGACCGUCUAGCCCUCCACCAAACAGAGGCCUACUUCAUCCAUUCCUUGAAGGCUCAUGUUGAACUGCUUGAAGCCUACCGGUGGCAUCAAAUCUCUAGCAGGCGCCAGGAGAAUGUUUUGCUGCAGCUCCGAGGUGGAAGCCUGGGCGCUGACGAACUCAUGGUCCAGUUUGAUUUCAAAGAGAAUGUAAGGUAUCCCAUCAGCCGUGAAGAGACUUCCGAAGAGUGGCAUGCCCAGAACAAGCUGUCACUCACUGUUUAUGGGGCCAGCGUCCUUGCGCCUGCCAAAGCAGGCGGGCAUGUUGAGUUGUACCUCUUGCUUGUGUCGGAGGUUUUAGACCACGACGCGCAAAUUGCCAACAUGCUCCUGAACCAGGUUUUAGUCCUUGUGCGUGACCAUCCGCGCGUCAAUUUCCCUGCUCUUCGCAAACUCUGGUUGGUUUCAGAUUGUGGCCCUCAUUUCCGUUCAUAUGAAAGUGCUGCCCACUUCCUAGUUACUUUGGUGACCACUUUGAAAGUGAAGGUUCACGUGAUGUAUCUUGGAGAACAGCAUGGGAAAGGAGCCUGUGAUCGCCUCUUUGGCUGGACCAAUGAGUGGCUCCAACGGUACCUUCAAGAAAAACCCAUUCAUGGCAUCAAGGACCUUGUUCAGGCAUAUCGCUCGGGAAGCACCGCCAUGGCGCAGAUGGAUCCGUCAGGUGCAGCUUUUCUUGUGCAUUCCUUCGACCCUGGCCAGUCUAGACCAUCCCGCCGAUUGUUCUUCAACUGUUCAACUUUGAAAAUCUCAAGGACCUAUAGCCUUUCGGCAGAACCCAAUUCGCUGGCCCCGUCCGGAAUCACCAUCCGAAACAAUGUUUUCAGCGACUUGGUCUCCAACCAAUCCCUGGGACCUUGGUCAAUUGGUGAAACAAUAUCCGAAGAUGAAGAACAAUGGCGGCGAGGUUACUAUGACAAACCGCGAUCCUGGGAAGAACUGGGCCCCCAAGCCGGUGAUGUCAAUGAACUCACACGGAAAUACACAGCCCAGAAGUCUUUCAAAUCCCAUGCCAUGCCAGCGCCAAAAAGAUCACUGGAAGAAAAACUAUCAGCCAAGGCCCGAACUCUCAGCAAGCAGGCUCGAAAGCGUCGACGGCAACAGGCAGCAUUGAAAGCUGACGGUGAACUUCUGAAAAAGUUCGCUGCGGCCUACCGCAUGUUCUCGGAUAUGGACGAACCCGGUCGCUCCGGUGCGCGGAUCGACUUCAAACCCAUGGAGAGCAGCUUCACCGAUGAAGACAUCCAUGAACACAUUGCAAUUACCAAGGAGUUGUUCUUGCUGAUCAUUCAGGAUCAAUCUGUUCAGUUUCUGAUGGAUGAGUUAGACCUCCCCCACGACCGUGCCAAUCUCUUCGAGAUCAUCGAUGCUGAUGGCUCUGGCACGCUGCACGUGACGGAGCUGGUUCAGGGCCUCUUGAAGAUUCGUGGUGAAGUGAAGAAGAGCGAUGCAGUGGCCACCCUUUUGGCCACCAAAGCCAUUCAGAACAUGGUCCUCGAGCUCAAGGAGGAACAAGCGGAGUUUAGAAACACCGUGCUGAAGAAGAUCGAGCCACGUCAAAGGACGUCCCGAAGUGAGUCAGCAGUGAUGAAACCGUCAUGA